Molecule: messenger RNA, 1860 nt
Organism: Lepisosteus oculatus (spotted gar)
Lineage: Eukaryota; Metazoa; Chordata; Actinopteri; Semionotiformes; Lepisosteidae
Gene: sync
Product: syncoilin, intermediate filament protein
Cellular component (GO): intermediate filament
Source: RefSeq, a predicted model, not a curated record
ACCACGUCAUGUGGGUUUCCUCCAGGUGCUUCGGCCUAAUUCCACAGUCCAAAGACAUGCUGGUGGGUUAACUGGCGUCUGGGGAAAUGAGCCCUGAUUUCGUGUGUGUGUGUGUGCGUGUGCCCUUUGACAGACUGGUGUCCCGCCCAGGGUGUACCCUGCCUUGCGCCUGUUGCAGGAGGGGAUGGGCUCCAGCUCCCCCGCCACCCUGUUCUGGAAGAAGCAGUGAGAAAACGGAUGGACCGAACUACGCACUAGGCCAAGGCUGGGAUAAAGGAACCCCCUGUUCGGUUAGCUCAGUCUUGGGGGAGCCCCAGCAGCGAGCCGCGAGGUUCCCCUCUUCGCGCGAGUUACAUUCGCGAGCCCAGCCACACGGGCAGGCUCGGCCUCAUCAGCGAGAGCAUCGGUUCUGUCCGCCUGGCCGGGCUCCACCCGCAGCCACGAGACACCCUAUCCGCUCACAGAUGGCCGUGCAGCUGCCGUGCCAGGAGAGAAAAUACAAGCUGGAGCCCGGGGUUCCUGUUUCCCCCCCUGUUUAUUAAUAAACCCAGCCUGGGUGUUAUCUGAGUGACACACAACAACACACCAGGGCUGCGAGGAAGAACGGAGCACGGCGAUGGACCAGAGUGAUGCCCCGGUCUCCGGGGGCCCCAGCGCAGACGGCGAGGCCAUGGCACAGCUGUGGGCCCGUUUCCAGGAGUGCAUCGAGGCGGCGGGGCAGCUGGAGGCCCGGCGGGACGGCCUGGUCCGGGAGCUGGCCGAGCUGCAGGAGCCCAUGCUGCAGGCGGUCUGGGGACUGCGGGAGGAGCUGCUGGCCGCCCACCAGCAGAAAGCCCGGGCAGAGGUGGAGUGCCAGAGCCUGCGAGAGGACACCCGGCUGGUCAAGCGCCGGCUCUUCGCGGCCGCCCGGGCCUGCGUCCAGUGCCAGUACACCCUGGAGAAGCAGAGGCACGAUGUGGCUCAGCUCUCGGUCUCGCAGGAGGAGCUGCGGGCCCGGCUCCUCCAGCUCUCCCAGGAGCUGCCCCAGCUCGAGGCCGCCCACCAGGAUCAGCUGGCCGCCCUUCGGGACAAACGGAGCAGCUCUGGGAGAGCCAGGGACCACUGUGACCUCUCCGAGUGCCGCAGGGCCUCCCUGGACCUGGAGCGGUACCUGAAAGACGAGAGGAGGAGCCUAGAGGGUUUCUACGAGCCCCAGCUGCUCGCGCUGCUGAAGAGGCAGCAGGCGAGCGCGGAGGCUCUGAGGAGGACUAGGGAGCAGGCCGCAGGCUUGAGGCAGAGGCUGUGGCCCCUGCAGGAGGAAGUCCAGAGGCUGAUCAUGCAGAGAACCUCCCUGGAGGAACGGAUAGCCCUCAUGCGGAGCAGGAGGAGCGAGGACGUCCUACAGUACCGGGAGACUAUGGAAAUACUAGAGGACAGCAUCAGGGAACUGAAAACAGAAGUUCAUCUGCAGAAGCAAAGAAAUGAAGCCAUCGAAUCCCUGAGGAACAGUCUUUCAAAGGAACUAGCCGAUUACAAGGACCAUAUUGAAGGAUGUGCAGAACUUCUCACAAAGAAGCCUGAUGAAACAUGACCAUCUGAAUCGCUUCAAGGAUGUUCUUGCAGUUUUGAAAAUUGAAAUAUGUAUAUACCCUGGAAAAAAGACAUGCCUCAGCCACUAAGCUUAAACCCAACACGACAGCAGGGUGCAGACGUAAUCAGUUAUUAAAAAUACAGCAGGUUAAGAAUAAAUAGAAAAAACAAUCUAUUUGAAUGCACUUUAUACAAUUAGCAGUUAAGUGGGAAGUGAGGGAUAUGAUACAGGAAAGUCAUAUGUAAAAAGGUCACAAUGCUGAAACAGGAAAUUGACCCAAAAAAAAAAAA